CUGCUGUUGUCUAAAAUAUUUUUUUGGUUCUGCUAAUUUUGUUCUUGAUUAUUACAUGUAAGUCUUUUCAUGUUUUUCUAAAAUCAUUGAACUCCUCAUUUCUUAUAACAGAGUAUUAUUUAUCACAAUCGUAUACAACAAAGCUAACAUUUUCUCAAGGGAAAUCUUCUGAAGGAAAACAUCCUAACAAGUGGAAUAACUUAAAAGAGAGAGGUUGUGGGUUCUCCUUCAUCACAACUCUUCAAGGAAAGCUUGGACAAUUGGUUGGGUGGCACAGAGCAUGGGGGAGAUUUAAUUACUACUGAGGUCUUAUUGAAUUCUGAGAUCAUGUGUUAUUUUGCAGUCCAUAUAUUUUACUUCUUUGUUCCUUAUUUACUCUAAAGAAUCAGCUAAAAGCCAAGCUAGAUGAGUUCUGUAAACAAAAUGAAAGAGAGUCUGAAGAUCACUGCACAGCUUUGCUUCAGGAUAUUUUCAGGCCUCUGGAGGAAGCAGUGAAGCAGAAUGCCUUCUCCAAACCAGGGGGCUAUAACAUCUACCUUCAGCAGAUGCGAGCGCUCCAAGAGAAGUACAACCAGCAGCCCAAGAAGGGGAUCCAGGCAAACAAGACUCUGGAAGAAUACUUAAAGUCGAAGGAAACUGUAGCUGAUGCAAUUAAGCAGGCAGACCAAAGGCUUACUGAAAAAGAAAAUCAGAGGAGAGAGCAAGAGAGGCAAGCACAAGCUGCAGCAGAGGCUGCAAGAAGGAUGGAAAUGGAGCUAAGAAGACAGGAAGAAAUCAACCGGGAAAUCCAAAGGAGACAAGAAGAAGAACAAAGACAAAUGCUUGAACGUAUGGAAGCUGAGAAGAGAAGAUUGUUGGAAGAGCAAGAGAGAGAGAGGACUAGGAAACUAGAGGAAGAAGCACGGAAAAUCCAGGAAGAGCAUAAUAGGGCAAUGGCUGAACAGUUACAACGGCUCCAAGAAUUGCAGCACCAAUGUCACAGACAUAGAUCGCAUGACUGUACCAUAUCGUGAAGAUAUGAGCUUCAUCAUCUCUAUAUUUACAGCCUUGUGUGGGUCCAGGUGGAAAGAAUCAGUCACUCUGCAACAACCUCUCCUCUUCCUCAGAGACUUCCUCCUCUAGUAGGAGAUAGUUCUAUUUAGCCAGUUAGCAUCUUUUUUAUCACACUCAUUUCUAGCUCAGAAACCAAUCAAAAAGGUCUCCUUUUUCCUACAUUAAGUGGAGAGGAAGCAUCUUUGAUCAUGAACUGAUUAUUCAUGGUUAUCUCAAACAGGAUGUCUCAAAGACAUCUUAAAUUCAACCUGUCUAAAACCAAACUCAUUAUCUUUCCCAAUAAAUCCUGCCUCUCCUAAACUUUCCUAUUACUGUUGAGGCUGCCACCAUUCUGCCAGUUAUUCAGGAUUAAACAUAGGUGUAAUCCUGGACUCCUUAUUCUCACUAACUCCAAUAUCUAAUUUGUUGUUAAGGCUUGUUGAUUUUACUUCAUAACUCUCCUAUAUAUGUCCUAUUUUCCAUGCACACAGCCACCAGUCUGGUACAGGAUCUCAUUACCUUUUAUCUCUAUGAUUCAAUAGCCUGGUGGUUCAAGUCUCUCCUCUCCUAUUCAUUUUCCUUUCACUUAUCAAACCACUCUUCUGAAAGUCUAAUCUGACCAUGUCAUUCUCCUACUCAACAAACGCCAGAGGCUGCCAGUUGUCUCUAGUAUCAAAUAUAAAAUCAUCUCACUUUUAAAGACCUUGAUUAUCUGUUCCCUUGUUGCUCCUCCUGUGUAACAUUAUACCUCCCAACUCCAUACCCUUUUCACAGGUUUUUUCCCUGUGUUUGGAAUAUUUUCUUGUCUUUGUCUCCCAGCUAGUGUUUUCUCUCUGAGAUUAACUCUUCUUUUUCUUGCUCUAUUUUGGAAUUACAUUAUUGUUUAAUAGUAAGCAGCAGUGUGUUUUUGCAUUUCUUUGAAUUCCUAUUACUUAGCACAGUGUCUGGCACAUAUUAGGUGCUUAAGAAGAGCUUGUGGAAUAACUAAAGGGCUAUAAUGCUACAAAGUAGAGAACAUAACUCUCUACUAUGUUCUCCAAGUAUCUUUAUUUGGGGGUAUGAUUGGAAAAAAAAACAGGCCAUUAUCAGACAGUCCUCUCCCACGAUAAUAAAACUGUUGCUAUUCUGUC
This is a messenger RNA of Antechinus flavipes (yellow-footed antechinus), 2162 nucleotides long. RefSeq names its product guanylate-binding protein 1-like. The record is from RefSeq and is a predicted model, not a curated record. The transcript is spliced from 4 exons. Lineage: Eukaryota; Metazoa; Chordata; Mammalia; Dasyuromorphia; Dasyuridae. Gene Ontology annotation, molecular function: GTP binding; GTPase activity. Bases 546 to 1013 code for a protein of 155 amino acids.